This is a messenger RNA of Naegleria fowleri, 1680 nucleotides long. RefSeq lists its product as uncharacterized. The record is from RefSeq and is a predicted model, not a curated record. Bases 1 to 1680 code for a protein of 559 amino acids. Lineage: Eukaryota; Heterolobosea; Eutetramitea; Acrasida; Naegleriidae. The transcript has 2 exons.
AUGUCAUCUCCUUCGAGUGUGGAGACCAAAUUUUCAACAAUAGCCUCCAACAUUCUCACCAACAACAACAUGAAUGUCAACAUCACCACCACCUCAUAUGCCAAUCUCACUCUCAAAGAUGUUCAACCACUCUGGGUCAGUUAUUCCACACUCACCAACAGUUCCUUCUUUUUUAUUUGUUAUCUGAUAUAUUUUCUAGUGGUUGCUCUUUUUCUUCAACGAGUUUCUUCGAAAAAUCAAUUAAAGAGAAAUCACAAAAUUUUACUCACAUUGACGGUGAUAUUUGUGGGUAUUCAGACAUUCAUACAAUUGUUGAGAAUUGCCAAUGAUUCGUUACAAGUGAGGGGACGACAAUUAUUGGAGAGUCAACAAUUGGUGGGUUUGCAAUUUUUUGUGGCGAUGAAUGUGAUGGGAGGAGUGACAACGUUUUUUACCUUUUCGAAUUUUAUUUCGUUUUUUAUUAUUUUGUUUGUGGUUCAGAAUAUUUUUUGGGAAACUGCAAAAUUAGUGCGCUCCAUUUCUGAAAAGUCCUUCAAAAUCAUUCGUGUGACCAUAUGUGUGGUGAAUGUCAUUUUCAUUGUCUUGACCUUGUCAUUGGUCAUUCUGACUGGAGUGUGUUACUCACUUUUAGGUUUAGGAAUGAUUGCAAAGAAUGUAGCGACCAGUGUUUUCGUUUGUGUAUUCGUCAUUGUCGUGUGCAUGAUUGUUUUUGAUUCCAUCAUGGUUUUGACAUCUGGUAUUCUCGUCAUCAAAACCAUCAAAACGACUGCCGCCAACACCGUCAAAGCCAUGACUCUUCGACCUCUAGAAAAACAAACCUCUCGUUCUUCCUUUGAUUUACAAACCUUCGAACGACGUGUCCAAAGUCCUUUCAAAAUCACCUUCGGUCUUCUCAUUGCCAUGUUAGUUUGCAUGUCCAUGGAAAUCAUUGCCGGAGGAAUUGCAAGUGCCGUUGCUGAAAUUGAAACACUCCGAUUGGUGUGGUACAUUUUCAAUUGUGGAGGAAUUUUAAUUUUUGCAAUCAUAAUUCUCUUCUUGUUCUUUCCAUUGUUUUUUGGAAAUGAACAUGCAUUUGCAGAGAUUGAGAAACGAUCGAACAUUCAUUCGAACCAUUUGCAAAAACCAGUUCAUGUGAAUGAAUCCGUUGGUUCAGAAAAUGCAAUAACGAAUCAUAGUAAGGGUGAGAAGAGUAAUAGUCUUCGUAGUAUCAAUAGUGUGAAUAAGAUCAAUAAUAGUAAUGAAGAAGAUGAAGAAGAAGAAUCAGCAACAACGACCGUGUCAAAAUCCAAUUCCUUGCAAGUUCCAAGUUCACUCUCCCAGAACAAGAGCCUCAAUCAUUCGACGACGAUUUCGACUUGUUCAAAUUGCAGCACACCAAUGAGUCUUCAGAGUGGUAAUAUUGGUGCUGCUUUGUGUGAAAAACCCUUAUUAGAGAAACAUGUUCUUCUUUCCACCAUUAAUGGUACAACGACCAAUGAUCCAACACAACAACAACCACUCACUACCACAAUGAACAGUUCUUCUUCUCCAUGUAUUUCUCCUUCGGAGGCCAUGUCUUCAUCCUUGUCGACAAAUGGAGUGGAGAAUGUCCAAAAGGAUCAUGAAGGUGGUUCUUUUUGUGUGUUGAUUCGAGAGGAGAAAGAAGAGACUUCUAUUAAGGAAAAUGAACAAGUGGACUAG